This is a messenger RNA of Dictyostelium discoideum AX4, 1758 nucleotides long. RefSeq lists its product as hypothetical. The transcript has a single exon. The coding region runs from base 1 to 1758 and encodes 585 amino acids. The record is from RefSeq and is a predicted model, not a curated record. NCBI's taxonomy places the organism in Eukaryota, Evosea, Eumycetozoa, Dictyosteliales, Dictyosteliaceae.
AUGAUUGAAAAAUUAAAAUAUUUUUAUUUAUUAUUUUUUUUAUUAAAUAUUUGCGUUGCAACAGAUAUUAAAGUUAAUUAUAAUGUUGAAAGAAAUUACAAUUCUUUUGAAGAAUGUGGUGUAGAUAAUCAACCAGUUUGUACAUCAUUUGAAGAUGCUUCAAAUAGAGCUAUUUUAUUAUCAAAAACCAGUACAAGUAAUAAUAGUAUUGUUAUUAAUAGUGAUAUUAAUGGAUCAACACCUGUUUCAUUGGGAAAUUUAUAUAAUUAUUGUGGUACUUUAUAUAUUAAAUCAAGUAGUGAUAAUGUAUCUAUUAACAUUGAUGGUUGGAACUCAACGCAACUACCAUUUCUCAAUAUUGAAGAGCCAGAUCAACCAAAUUCAACCUAUUCAUGUACAUCGCAAAGACAUUUAAAUUGGGAUCAAACAAUUGCAAAAAUCAACAUUAAUCAAGAAAUAAAUUUAACUUCAACUAACAAUUCAAAAUCGUUUGCUCUUUAUUUCAAUCGUGUAAAUAUAUAUUCAUCAAGUAGCAUAUUAAUGGUUUAUCCAAAGAAUUUAGGCCAGAUUUACAACGCAAGGUUCACCACUGUACAUUUUAUAUCAACCUUAGGUUAUAACUUAAAGUCGUCUUCAAGUCUGUUUGCACCAGGUUCAGUUACCGAUUAUGUACCACCUAUUUAUGUGGUCGGUGGUUUUAUUAAUAGAGGUAUGAAUAUAGAUAAUGGAACAUUCUUGUCUACUCCGUUUGUUUUUAUCCAAGGUGGAGAGAUAUAUAUUCCAAUUCAAAAAAUAUCAAACAUUAAUUUCUCUGUGAAUCCAUUCAUUUUGUCAAUCAGCUCCUUGGUCACACUGAAAGCAUUGAUUUUCAAAAACAACCAACUCUCCACAUUCAUAUAUUUAUAUGAUUGCAAUGGCGCAACACUAUUUAACUUUGAAUACGAGAAUACCACACAAACACCAUUUUAUCACAGAAAUAAAUAUCUUGGACUUGAAUAUGAAGAUUCAUUUGCAGUAAUCAAAAAGAGCCACGUAGAAAUUAAAGAUUGUUUGCAAUCAACUCUUUCCUUAAAUUCAAUUGAAAACUUUUUAGUUUUUGUUGAAAACAGUUCACUCUCUUUUGCAUUCAUUGAAAUUUCUUCGCUUAUAUCACCCAAUUAUUUUUUAAAAACAGAAAGUAGUUCAGUCAGUUUAUCUGGUUUGGACCUAAGUAGUUCUGAUACACCCAUUAUUGGAAGUAACUCCUCCAUAUUUUUUUUUGGUCAUAUCACUUUUACAAACAAAUCCUUUUGUGGUUGCCAAAAUUGCAGCUUUUAUUUAGGAGAAACCAUACAUGAUACCACAAACUAUAUUUGUAGUUCUAAUCCAACAGACACACCAACAGAUCAACCAACAGAAAAUCCAUCAACCGAAACAUCAACUCAAACAUCAGCACCAACAUCAACUUCAACGCCAAACUCUCCUAAAAGUAGCAGAUCAAGGAACAUUUCUAUUAUUAUUUCAAUUUUAGGUAUUGCAUCUAUCGCAUGUCUUAUUAUAUUCUCAUUCAUUUAUAAAAGACAUAAAAAUAAUAAAUAUAUCUCAAACUCACAACUCCAUAAUCAUGAUAAAAUUAGUUCAAAUGAUAGCAUACUUAAUGAUAGCCCAUGUAUUGCUGUUGCAGAUGAGGAUGAAAAAGCAGUUUCUCCGACCAUUGACAUAUCGGUAGUGGCUUAUGAACAAGAGUAUGAAGAUUUUGCACAACUAGAACAGUUAUAA